Messenger RNA from Didymodactylos carnosus, 852 nucleotides. The record is from the annotation of a GenBank genome assembly. NCBI's taxonomy places the organism in Eukaryota, Metazoa, Rotifera, Eurotatoria, Philodinida, Philodinidae.
AUGUAUGGUCAACGGGUCGCUCAAACAUUAUCUGAUUUAUCUUCGAAUAUGCAAAUCGAUAAACAAGCCUUGGGUCUAUUAUUAUUAUCUUGUGGCGCUCAUUUUUGUAAUGACUCGUCGGUCUAUCGUGACAAUUCGUUUGAGAAUAAAAUAGUGAUGUUCCAAGCAUUAGUUACGAGGCCAGCAUACGGAAAAACAAGUCUUUUUCGGCUCAUUCGAAAUGCCGCUCGAGAUGUGUUUCUUUUUGAUCCAGCAUUCAGCGGAAUCGAUUUGGGUAAGGAUGCGGAUGGUGACAAAAACUACAAUGUUAUUAACGAGUUUAGUGGGUCUGGUCUGCUCGAAGAAUUAAACAAAGUUCAAUCGCUAUGUAUAUUCGAUGAAGGAGAUGAUCAGCUAGAAAAAUUGAAUAUUAUUCAAAGCGAUAAAUCAAAUUCAGCAGUUAGUUGUCGUGGGUUGCUGUUAACAAUUCAUAGUGGUGAAGAUAAGCACACGAAGAUUACCAAAGGUCAGGGUCGACAAUCAACUCGAACAAAAAAACUAACGAUGACGUUUGGUUCGAAUGGCAAGAGUGUUCAAUCAUUAAUUGGUCAAAAGCUUGACCAACCAUUGUUCCCUGACAGCAUGGUAGAACGUAUUUUAUGGGAAGCACUUGCGACAAAAGUAAUGAAAACGGCCAAUCGAUUGAAAGUACUUCCAGAUGAAACGCUAGGCUUUAAUCAGAUAUUUUUGACCAUGUCACUCUGUGGAAAUUCCACAUAUAAAUUCGAAGACGAUGCUAACAAUUUAGUAAAUAAAUUUAUGGACGAACUGACAGAACUUGGUAAACAAAGUUUUCGGCUUAUGCUUGUAUGA